Phasianus colchicus (ring-necked pheasant) is the source of this 2324-nucleotide messenger RNA. RefSeq names its product lymphocyte activating 3 (gene LAG3). Lineage: Eukaryota; Metazoa; Chordata; Aves; Galliformes; Phasianidae. Gene Ontology annotation, molecular function: protein tyrosine kinase binding; MHC class II protein binding. The record is from RefSeq and is a predicted model, not a curated record. Gene Ontology annotation, cellular component: external side of plasma membrane; membrane raft. Gene Ontology annotation, biological process: interleukin-15-mediated signaling pathway; positive regulation of ERK1 and ERK2 cascade; T cell activation.
GCCCUACGCCUGUUUCUUGGUCGUGACGCAUCUUCUUAGUGAUAUGAGGAAAUUAGCUGCCCACCUACAGUAUAAGGGUGUCGAGGGAGAUGCUUUGAUCAGAAAGAGAGAGAGCACGAAAGCAAGCAAGACCAGCUGGCCUUCACUUUAUUCACCCACCCACUCCAACACCUGCUUGCCCGUGCCUUAUUUUUGCUGAUCUCCGAAAGCUUUGGAUCCCACUGAGCACAGACCAACUCUCACCUCUCCUGGAGGCCACCAUGAGGCCGGUGCCCCCGGUGCUAUUCCUCACUCUGCUGGCUAUCAAUGCAGGCAACAUCCUACCAGGAGCAGCAGAAGUGGAAAACAGAGGGCAGAAGGUGUGGGCCAGAGAAGGGAGUUCAGCUCUGCUGCCCUGCUACCUGAGCCCCAGGAAGCAUGGGAAGAGUAGGAAACAGCAGUCUGACAGGACAUCCGUGCUCUGGAAGCGGCACGGGGCAAGUGCCCCCCAGGAGCUGCACGUGGUGCUGGAGGUGGAGUACACAGGCCUGCGGAAGACGGCUCUGCCCAUGAGGCCACGGGUGUCGGUCCUGGACUCUGCUUUACGCAAUGGCAAUUUCUCCCUGCAUAUCAACCCAGUCAGGAGUGACGAUGCGGGUCUGUAUGAGGCACAGGUGACCUACAACACGGAGGUCCAGAGCUGCCAGGUGGAGCUGGGGGUAGUUACAGUAACCCUCAGUCCACCCAGACCUGUGGUAGAAAAUGAGCCGCUUUUGCUGAGCUGCAACUCUAGCCACCAGGCCAGUCUGGUGGAGACAUGCUGGUUUCACAAUGGGCGCCCAGUCCUCGACUCUGGGGCCUUCUGCUCCUUGCACGGGGCUCUCUACAUCCUCCGGCCCACCGUGAGUGACUCAGGAUCCUGGCACUGUCAGCUCAGAUAUGCCGAUAAUGAAAUCAUUUCUGCCACACACAGCCUGCAAGUUCUAGGUUUUGAUGGCCCAACCAACCCUGUGGUCUAUGCCGCAGCUGGCUCUGCAGCUGACCUACCAUGCACCCUGAACUACCUGCCCAGUGCCUUUGGAAUCCAUGUGGUGAAAGCCCACUGGAGCCACUUUGUAGGAGGACACUUGCAGAACUGGAGCAUCUUGCAGAACCAGAGCAGCAGAAGCUUCCCCCUUCAUCUCCCUGUGGUGGGGCCAGGUGACGCAGGGCGGUAUUGCUGUGCUGUCACUGUUGGCAACAAGAUGCUCAGCAGGGACAUGACCUUGGCAGUAAUAACAGUCACCCCAGGCAUCCAAGGACCAGUUUCCGAGGGAUCUCAUUUGCUGCUCACCUGCAGCCUUACACACCCCCAGGGACAUGAACAUUUCCAGUGGAAGCACCUCAGUUCUGACUCUGCUGGCAAAAAGUUGACUGUGGCCACCUCCCACAACCUGAAGGACAGCCGAGUCCAGACUGGUCCUAUCUUGGAAAUACCCCAAGUGUCACAGAAGGAUGUAGGCAUCUGGGAAUGCAGUGUAUAUGGCCCAGAAGGCAGACUAGGAUCAGUGGAGUAUGGACUGCAGAUCACAGGUGCCCAGGUCUCUGGCCCUCCCACCAUCUUCAGUGGUCAGGUUACUUUUGGACUCAUGCUCACCCUUUUUUUCCUGCUUAUGAUCUGUGUUCUGGCUCUGGGGCUGCAAAAAAGGGCGCGUCUGCCAGCUUCCUUCCCAGCACUGGAACGGAUAGUUGCAGUCACUGUGCCAAAGGAGAUGGAAGAGAACCAGAAAGAGACAAACCAGCAGACUGAGUGCUGAUUGGAACAGGGACACCAGCCCUGGUCUGCAUGGGAGGAUGAAGCUCUGUGUGCUGUGCUGAAGAAGAAUGGGCAUAUGCAGACCUCUGAGGAGGGUCUAGGGACUGCAUGAGCAUUUCAGGAGGCCAUGGGAGCUCUGCACCAGCAGAAGGGCUGGGAAUUGCAUACCAAAACAAGAUGAAAGCCACCGCUGCAAUAAGGGAGCAGGUAGCACAGAUGCUUUGGAGCUGUUGGAAGUGUUUGAGCCAGCAGCCAUCGCCUACUUCAGUUUCACUUCUCUCUCCUAGCUCUUGCCCCUCCUUACUGCCCUCUCAGCCUUUCUCUGCUGGGCACUCAAAUGCAGGAGGCAGCCAGAGCCCAGAUCCCUGACAACCAGCUGGUGUUUUCUCCCCAUGCCCAGUUUCUCCUCCCACUCCCUUCACUGCCCUGCCCCUGCACUCAUUCAGUGGCAGAGGGGAUCCUACGGAGGACUGCACAUAUAACACAUUUUAAGCUUUUUUAUUUUAUUAGAAAUCAUUUGAGAAUGUAAAAUAAAUGUCCAUCAAAAAAA